CCCAAUCAUUUUCGCACAAAAUUGAAAGGUCGAAAAAAGCAGCGACUGGUCAAUCAUUUCUGGAGUAGACGAAGAAUUCGUCUUCCUCCUCACUCCCUCCCGCCCUCCUUUCUUCUGUCAUGGUGACUUCUCUGGUCUUCUUGACCAGUUCGAUCUACAUAUAAAUUUGUAUGAUAUAUUCCUAUAAAUACGUAUAAUGAAUCUGACUUUUCCUGCGUAAAACCCAAAGCUUUCUGUUUUUGCUUGUAAAAGUUUUCGCAAGACUCUACCCUGCACCAACAACUCCAGUCAUGAAGAGAGGGAGCUUAAGCCCCAAUCUCAGGCUCUCUCUUCCUUCCGAAGAGGUGUCGUUCGCUAAGUUCCUAACUAAAAGCGGCACUUUUAUGGAUGGCGAUCUGCGGGUCAAUAAUUAUGGAGUUCGAAUUGUGUCUCAAAACGAAGAGGAGGCGCCACCCCCUAUAAAACCAUCAGAGUCAGACAAUCAGUUGAGCUUAGCUGAUAUAGACACAAUUAAAGUCAUUGGAAAGGGAAAUGGUGGAAUUGUGCAAUUGGUGCGGCACAAGUGGACUGGUCAGUUUUUUGCUCUGAAGGUCAUUCAGAUGAAUGUUCAGGAGUCCAUACGCAAGAAUAUCGCACAGGAACUGAAAAUUAAUCAAUCAUCGCAGUGUCCAUAUGUUGUCAUCUGUUACCAGUCUUUUUAUGAUAAUGGUGCAGUUUCAAUUAUAUUAGAGUACAUGGAUGGUGGAUCACUUUUAGAUUUUCUAAAGAAGGUCAAAACAAUCCCAGAGCCAUAUCUUGCUGCCAUUUGUAAGCAGGUCCUCAAGGGUUUGUUAUAUCUCCAUCAUGGAAAACACGUUAUCCAUAGAGACUUAAAACCUUCUAAUCUGUUGAUAAAUCAUACGGGGGAAGUCAAGAUAACUGAUUUUGGUGUUAGUGCGAUACUGGAGAGCACCUCUGGCCUGGCAAAUACUUUUAUUGGAACGUACAACUAUAUGUCUCCAGAGAGAAUUAGUGGAGGUCAGUAUAACUAUAAAAGUGACAUUUGGAGCUUGGGAUUAGUUUUGCUUGAGUGUGCAACAGGCCAGUUCCCAUAUUCCCCAGCAGAGCCAGGAAAAGGAUGGGACAGUGUAUUUGAGCUUAUGGAAGCUGUUGUUGAGCAACCUGUACCUUUUGCACCAGCUGACCAAUUUUCACCACAAUUUUGCUCUUUCAUUUCUGCAUGUGUGCAGAAAGACCCAAAAAAUAGACAGUCUGCUCAUGAACUUCUGACACAUCCUUUCAUCAACAUGUAUGAAGACUUGCAUGUUGAUCUUGAAUCUUACUUCACCAAUGCUGGAUCUCCACUUGCAACAUUUUAAUGAUUAAAUCUGAUUUUAUACUGCAAAAAAAAAAAAAAAAAAGGGUGGUAUGUGGAAUCCUUGAAGGUGUGCCGGGGCAAGGUCUAGCUGAACUUCAAUAUUCUGGCAAACAAUCCCUAGUUGUCAUAGUGACCAAACUACAAAAAAUGUCCAAGCUCCUUUUCUUUCAGCAUCAGCAGGAUUUGAGGAACCCAGUGCAUGAAGAUUUGAACCGCUAGGAGCUACUAGUUAUUAAGAAAUUGAUCAUUGCCCCGAGAGGUAAUGUUUGUAUUCUUGCUAGAGAUGUUUAGGAAUAAGUAUAUAAACCUGCAGGCAUGAUUAUUGUACUAAAUCUACACAAGAAACAUCCUAAAGGGAUGUUUAGUUUUGACUGCUUAGAUGAGUGGGUCUGUGUUCCCAAUAACCAUGUAAUUUUGACAUUGAUGAGUUAAUUUUGCUUUAAGCUAUGGGGAAGGCCCUAGCAGUUUGAGACUCAAUUUUUCGAAGAUAUAAAAUGGUUUAUGGAUUCUGAGUGAAA
Molecule: messenger RNA, 1875 nt
Organism: Malania oleifera
Lineage: Eukaryota; Viridiplantae; Streptophyta; Magnoliopsida; Santalales; Ximeniaceae
Product: mitogen-activated protein kinase kinase 2
Exons: 9
Coding region: 291-1358 (355 amino acids)
Biological process (GO): protein phosphorylation
Cellular component (GO): cytoplasm
Molecular function (GO): protein serine/threonine kinase activity; ATP binding
Source: RefSeq, a predicted model, not a curated record